AUGUCAGCGAGCCCUAGCCUCUGCUCAGAGUCCUUGGAGGAGCUUGACCGAUCUGGCACAUCUGAUGAGCAUGCUGUACAGGCGGCGAUCAAGCAGAAGGUGGUGAACUUCAUGUCGACCAAGCAGGUGGCUCGAGAGAUUUUGCGGUGCACCGAGGCCCACCAGGCGUUCUUUUCCUGCGGGUCAGCUCUGCGGCCGAACGCAGAAUAUUACGACCUCACCAUGGUCAUUUGUUGCGUGGCCGCGGUGGGAGCUUCGACAGCUUGCCCGGCCAUUCGCGUGUUCGGAGCCUACUAUCGCGCGGUGGAGGACAUGGAGAAGACGCUCAGGACGCUGCGCAUCAUGGAUACGAGCUGCUCCUGCUGCGCUUCGGGCCAUGUGGGACAGUCGUUUUGUGACAAGGAACUUAUCUGCGCAUGCAUCACGGAGUGGUUUGGGUCCACUGAAGCAUUUGAACACUAUAUCCAAACAGAUGUGACGGACGUGCUGGUCCAUCAGCUCCAGUGGGGCACCUUUCGCUACAAGUGGAGUUGCGCGGUUGCUGCGCCUGCUCUUUGGGCGUGCCUUGACAUAGCAUCGUUCCCGUACCAGCGGGAGGACCUGAAGACCACGUUUGUUUGGCUCGGCGCCGGCCUGACCUUAACCUUCAUGGCGAUCCCAGGCCUAAGCUCCUGGUGCAAGUUCUUGACCUACACCUUCCGCCACGGAGCCAGCUGCCGGCAUGAGGUGAUGCGGACGUCGCUGGUGAUCAUUUGCGCCUUGCCAUUACUUGCCUAUGUCGUUGGCGCCGUACUACUAUGGCCUGUGGUGCGCUAUGACGCGCCUGCUUAUGUGCAGUUGCCGUUUUUUCCCAGCCUGAUGCUGCCUUUCGUGCUUCUGCAGUGCCGCGUACCAAGAGCGCCAGACUUCCAGCUCAAUCGAGCGCGGUCGGUCCUUCCGACGGAGACAGUCAGCCCAGUACCAGCAGACGAGACGGAGACAGUGAGCCCAGAACCAGCAGGCGAAGAAGUUCCCAGCCAGGACAUCGGCUGCGUGGCAAUGCCGCUGAUGCGGUGCUUGCGUCAGGCCACCCUUGAAGCGGGGGUGAGCAUGCUCUCAGCCAUCACACCCCUGGUGGAGGCCCGGCCUGAGCUCUUCAGAGCGAUGAUCCGGGAGUUCUUUGUGCAGUCCUUCGAUCCGCCGGAGAUGAAGCGGCUGAAGUUGAAGGUGGUCGAAAUCUUGGUGGAUGAGACCAACGUGCAGCUGGUAUUGAGGGAACUACAGGUCUACGUCUCCUGGCACUCCCAGCCACUCUUCGUGGCGCAGGCAGUCCGGUCCAUCGCCCAAGUGGCGCUGAAGAUCUCCUCGGUGCCGCCCCCCGCUCCCCUCCCGGGCCGUCCGCCUCGAUCCCGGGGACCCGGGCGGGCGGCGAUGGGCGAGAUCCGAGAGACGCCUUGUGCCAUGAGAUCCUUGGAGCCAGCCUUCUCGGCCGCCCUGCGGCGCUUGCCCGGGGGCUGCUUCGCCAAGAUGCCGCGGUCCCAGGCCAUGACAGCCCUUCCACCGCAGACGACUCUGAACAACAUGUGCACGUACUUCCACCAAUGGCCAAAGCACAAGUCAAUGUUCAUCAUCUACGGUGCUCGUCAUGCGUCCUCGACCGCUGGUACGUACAUGGCUGGCCGUAUUCAGGGAGAUGCUGAGAUCAAUGGGGCUUCCGGCCUGGAAACCAGCAUCUACGGUGGGUCUCACAGUGCCGCUGGCGCAGUGAACGGUGCAGAGGGGAAGACAGGACGCAACAAGGUCCAGGCCGCCGUGCGGCCGCUGGGCCUGGGAGGCCUGAAGCGCCGCUUCCAGCGGGGCGAGAAGCUCUCCAUGGUCACUGCCUACGACUUCCCCUCGGGCCGCUUCGCGCGCCAGGCCGGUGUGGAGCUGGUCCUGGUGGGCGACAGUCUUGGGAACUGCCGGCUGGGUCUGGCAGACACUGUGGGUGUGACCAUGGAGGAGAUAUGCUUCGCGCCACCACGGCCGUGCGCCGCGGCGUGGACGCUGUGGGCGCCGCCACCUCGCCCAAGCCGCUGGUGGUUGGGGAUAUGCCAUUUGGCUCCUUCCUCACACAAGAAGAUGCGCUUCGGAAUGCUGCAGCAUUUCGUGUUGCAGGCGCGGACGUGGUGA
This is a messenger RNA of Effrenium voratum, 2151 nucleotides long. Lineage: Eukaryota; Dinophyceae; Suessiales; Symbiodiniaceae. The record is from the annotation of a GenBank genome assembly.